Molecule: messenger RNA, 1022 nt
Organism: Helobdella robusta
Lineage: Eukaryota; Metazoa; Annelida; Clitellata; Rhynchobdellida; Glossiphoniidae
Exons: 7
Coding region: 64-564 (166 amino acids)
Biological process (GO): mRNA splicing, via spliceosome
Cellular component (GO): nuclear speck
Molecular function (GO): mRNA binding; zinc ion binding
Source: RefSeq, a predicted model, not a curated record
UCUGAACUGUUUCCUGUUUCUUGUGUCGCCUUUAUUUUUUUUCAUCUAAAAACUCGAUCGAAAAUGUCUCGAAGAUCUGACGGAGGUUACCUUUUUAUUGGCCGUCUCAACAAAAAUACGAGGACAAGAGAUUUGGAAGAGAUUUUUGAGACGUACGGCAAAAUAACGAGAUGCGAAAUUAAGUACAACAAUGGUCCGGAAUCUGGAAAAACUAUAUAUGGUUUCGUUGAUUUUGAAGACAGAAGGGAUGCAGCUGAUGCCAUUAGGUACGAGAAUGGACGGACUGUCUGCGGCUCGAAGAUCAUCGUCGAAUGGUCCAAGGGAACUCCAAGGAAGCCCGACGAGUUUGGUGGCAGCAGCAGAGGUAGUUAUGGCAGAAGAGAAAGCAGAAUAGGAGCGGAUGAGUGUGCCAGAUGUCACAGAACAGGUCACUGGGCCAGAGACUGCCCCGAGGAGAAAAGGGGCUCCAGGAAAGACUACGGCAGUAGAUCUCGCUCCAGGAGUCGAUCAUACAACCGGAGACGUAGGUCAAGGACAAAGUCAAAAUCUAGAUCAAGGUCGUAAUGAUGAUAGAGAUGUACUGAGUGAAAAAUUAACGAAGUAAUGUGGUAAUGAUAGUAGUAAUGUAAUGAUGACGAUAGGUAUUUUAGAACAUUAAAUUGAUGAUAAUAAAAAUGAUGAUCAAUACGAUGAUGAUAGUUAUGACAGUUGAAGAUGAUUAAGUCAUUUUUUCAGUGAGAAGUUGUGAGGUGAUGAUGUUUCUAAUGAUGACGGAAUGGUUUUUUGGCUCUAGUGAAUUUGGAGUGAAUUUUAUAUUAUUAUAAUAGUUUUUCAAUAACAUUGUUUAAUAACCGUUUUUUAUCCUGUGGUUAAAAUAAUAAUGGUUUUUUUUUCUAAAAAAAACUGAUUGUUUCUUGCUUUUACUUAUAGCUGAUUUAUAUAUAUAUAUUUAUAUAUGUAUACAAAGUAUGUCCGUGUGUGUACUUGUGUAUGUGUGCGCUAGUGCAUGUGUUUAGUAUGUG